Messenger RNA from Paralichthys olivaceus (Japanese flounder), 1653 nucleotides. RefSeq names its product regulator of G-protein signaling 8-like. The record is from RefSeq and is a predicted model, not a curated record. NCBI's taxonomy places the organism in Eukaryota, Metazoa, Chordata, Actinopteri, Pleuronectiformes, Paralichthyidae.
GUCGGAGCGUGUUGUUGAGCACAUAUUCCCACAACAACUUGGCGUUACGAAACAUUCUCCAGUCGUUUUUGGCAGCAGGACACACAUGUUUGUCGUCAAGAGGGAACUCACUUCCGGAACAAAACACUGACGGUUGAUUCCUUGUGUUCCAGUCAGAGCCAAUAUGGCUCCUAUCCAUGAUGUCACGGUAUGGGCGGAGUCGCUGGACCAGCUUCUGGAGUGUAAAACGGGCCAGCUGGUGUUUGAAGACUUCCUGCGGACAGAAUACAGCGAGGAGAACCUUUUAUUUUGGCGGGCCUGCGAGCGCUACAAGAAAAUUACCAGCGAGGCAGAAAGGACGGAAGCUGCCAAAAGGAUCUACACAGAGUUCGUCCAGGUUGAUGCUCUGAGACAGAUAAACAUUGACUGUGCGACGCGAGAGGGAAUCAGAGAGAAUCUCUCUGAGCCGGGGCCUGAUUGCUUCGACAGGGCGCAGAGACUGAUAUACAGUCUGAUGGAAAACGACUGUUAUCCACGAUUCCUCAAAUCAGAAAUCUACCAAGCUCUCCUGGAACAGCAAUGAAAGCAGCUCGAGGGAAUAACAGCCUGGCCGACGCCUCUCUGGAUGAUUGACUCUGCACUUCGCUCCUUUGAAUUUCAGUUUAAACAAAGAGGCUCGUCUGUGACGGGAAGCAGAAGUGAACGCAGAUACACGGCUGUCGGUACGAGGACUGACAGCAACUUAAAGCCGAAACAUUAUCAAAAUAAUGUAUUAAGCAGCUUUUCAGGCCGGUUUUGGGCUCCGACUGCUGUACGUUGCAUAAAAAUGUCCUGUAAUUCAGUCAAAGGAUGAAAUGAAGUUCUGAAAAGAUGAUAUUUGUUUGGAAAGAUGAGUAUCAGGGGUAAAACGUGUAUAAUUUGUACACAGGAGUCAGUCAUUGGAACCCUUGAAUUAUUCAAACUGAGGUAUAUUGAACUUCUGACGAGCCUGUUUGCAGAACAUCCUGUCCCUUUUUUCAAGCACAGAAACUGAUAAUUAAGAAAUAUUGUCAACUGCCUAAUAUAUUAGAUUUUUAUGCGCGAAAUACUCUUAACGUCGUAAAAGACAUGGUUUUUAAAAUUCAUUGUUCUACAGCCUUACAAAUAACAUGUUCUGUGUUGAUAAAGACCAAAAACCUAUUAUUAUCAUCUUGCAUUUUCUGAAUAACUUGUUACCAGCAGUGUAUUAAGUCUCCUACAUAAUCUAGUUUUUGUGGGAUUCAUAUUACACAACACAAUAAUAGCAACUUUAAAGAAUUUCCCGCUGCCGGCUGUGUAAAUUUAGUGUUUUGUUUCAAUGUAAUACUGUAUUUAAAACUGUGCUGUGUUGUGUUUGUUGGACCGGAACUGCAGCGUCUGUGGUUGUUUAUGAUGAUCAACUAAUGAACAUGUGUGUAUGCCAGUGUUGUGUCCCAAUUUAUGAGCAAUCAACUGAUAGAAACAUCAGGAAAAAUUCCCAGUGAAUAUCUUAAUUUUUCAGGGAUCAGUUCUGUGUCUACAUUUACUAAUGAUACUAAUAACACGUAGGUAAAAUCUGAAAGUAGGUAAAGCCAAAUAACUGCACAUCAUUAAUCACAGAUUAAAAGUAGUUCUGAUGUUUUGAGUGAUGAUUUGUAAUAUUUUGAAUGUUUUAAG